Polypterus senegalus (gray bichir) is the source of this 2291-nucleotide messenger RNA. RefSeq names its product regulator of G-protein signaling 8-like. Bases 731 to 1570 code for a protein of 279 amino acids. The record is from RefSeq and is a predicted model, not a curated record. Lineage: Eukaryota; Metazoa; Chordata; Cladistia; Polypteriformes; Polypteridae. The transcript has 7 exons.
UUCUGAUUGGAUGUCCGAUGAGCAGCUGGAAUCUCUUUGCUUGAGCGUUGCCAAGGGCGACCGCUUCCAGCACUCCACCGGGGCUGUCGAUUGGCUGCUAUUUUUGCAAAUCGGGCCCCACAAGCGAAAGAAAGAAAGAAAGAAAAAAAGAGUAAAAAAGAAAUAAGGGCAGACAAUGUAAUUUUUCCAAAAAUAAAAAAAUAGGCGAGGAAUUUGACUGACCUGAAGCAACUUUAAAGCCAUUUGCCUCAGGAUUGACUGCCCACCUUCACCAUGAAUUUCAAUCUCCACAUCACCACUCCAGGAAUUAUCUGGAAUUGCUGCCGAGACUAAACAUAAAAUGAGAGGCGGCUCACCGGAGCCUUGAGCAGCAGGCUUAUGAGCUGCACGCUGGGGAUGUCAAUAUGGAGGAUGAGAAGAAGCACCCUGGCUGCUGACACUCGGCCACAGGCCCCCCAGGAGCUCUCCGUGGUCCUGAAAGCGGACGCCUCCAUCACGGCUGGCCCUUCUUAAGGUGGGCAGACUGCACAAUGUAGGCUUACGAGAAACAGAGAGAGCGGCUGGAGCUCCUGAAGGGCUGGACGGCAGAUGGCCCACCUCUAAUGGAAGCCGGACACCUGGCUUUUCUACGAAGAAGACACGACAAGUCGAGCGACAUCAACCCACCUGGACUUGGACGUACCCCACCUCGGUAGGCUGCAGCCGUUCUCGGGUACCUGGGGCUCCAGGGAUGUCAUCUGGCCUGUGCGACUGCUUCCUGCUGCGUCGCCAUGGGGCUGCCACCACCGCCAUCGGUGCCACAGCCGCCACCUCAAGAGGGCCUUCGGGGGGCAGGGAAUCCAAAGCGCACUCUCAGGAAGCCCUCAUGUCCCAGGACCUCGUGUACAGGGAGAUCUCGGUCAACUCCCUCUCGGACCCCCAGCACCAUCUUGCUGAGCCGGCGAGCGAACCGAAGCAGGAGCUUUUCGUUCCCGAUUUUACUCCUUUCCAGACCUCCUCCUUGCUAAUCGAGUCGAGCCACUCCUCAAAAACUCUGGAGAAAUCCAAUGAGAAAAAGAAGAACACAAACAUUGCAAAAGAAAUGAAGACCCGGCUGAGUUUCCUCCUGCAGAGACCUGAUUCUUCUUCUGGUGACCAGAAUAUGCAGUCAGAGAACAGCUUGGAGGUGGCAGAGAGGAGCGGCAGGCCGACCCCUCAUGAAGCUCAGGAGUGGGGACGCUCCCUAGAGGCUCUGCUCUCGUAUCACAAUCAACCUGGACUCCCAGACGCGAGAGGCCAUCACUCACAGCCUGGCUCAUCCCACCAUGUGCUGCUUCAAUGCUGCCCAGAGGCGAGUCUACAGCCUAAUGGAGAAGGACUCCUACCCGAGGUUCUUGAAGUCACAGAUGUACCAGGACCUGAUCGCUUUGGGGCAGAGAUAAAGGAGUUUGUGCCCAGACUCUCAGAGCAAAGUCAGGCCAGGCUGGGCCCAGGACCUUCGGUGGGUGACAUGUUGACAGGGGGUCUCUCUCUCUCUCUCUCUCUCUCUCUCUCUAUUUAUACCGUGCCGUGUAUGAGGGGAGCCGGUUAAAUCCUGCAGCAAGCCUCGAAAUGGUGGCUUCCUAAUGGAGAUAUCAGGACGAGCCUUCCAGGUCUCAAAGCAUCACCUGAAAGCUUUCUGUUGGAGACCUCCGAGAAGACCCAUAAUUCAUCUGCUUGUUUGUUUUUAGCCCCCCAAAUGCAGUUUCAGGGCUACAGGCAGCUGAUGGUCAUUCCAGUAUCAUUAGACCUGUACAAGACUUGGGGGGCCAGCCCAUAGAAAGCGGAAUGAAAAGCUGCCUUCUUCUCAGGAAAUGUGCCGGAGCUGCAAUGGUGGUGGGGGGCUUUGAUGAGCUUCAUGCAGACCCUGCAGUUUCAGUUCAGCUUCUACAAGCUUUUCCAGCAUUGUCAGAUUCAACUUUCCAAGAAGUGUAAUAUGAACCUUCAGCCCCUCAUUAGACUAAUGGAGUGGGCUUCAUCCCCCGUCUGGGAGAAAUGGAAACGAUUAGAGGGGACCUUAACAUCAGUGGGCCAAGGGCCAAGGCGAGGGGCUGUCACCUAACAGCCACACGUAGAGACCCCUUCACUGUCGAUUUCAUUUGAAACACUCAAUAACCCAGAAUGACAAAGUGAGCACCUGUUAACAGAAGUGUUUGCAAAUGUAUUAAAAAUCAAAAACUGAAAUCUGACACUCAUAGACGUGUUCAGAGUCUUCAUUCAGUCCUUUGAAGAAGACCCCUUUUCUCUACAAGCUUUGCGCACCUGGUUUUUGU